Molecule: messenger RNA, 884 nt
Organism: Durotheca rogersii
Lineage: Eukaryota; Fungi; Ascomycota; Sordariomycetes; Xylariales; Xylariaceae
Exons: 1
Coding region: 110-394 (94 amino acids)
Source: RefSeq, a predicted model, not a curated record
AGCAGAUUUUGGCCAGGGCCAGGGGGGGAGCGAGGUCUCAUCGACUUGACGAUACCACCAUACACAGCAACACCACGCAGUCUCUUACAUACACAUCCGUCUAUCCAUCAUGCAUAAUCUCGCUGUCGCUCUCUGCCUCUAUCUCGGUCUGUCGGUCUCAUCCACACAUACGGCAUACUCGCAAAUUUGCAUCUCUCUCAUCUUAUGCCGGCGGGCAUAUGCAUGUGCGCAUCUAUUUUUGAUGUACGCAUAUGUAAGCGUGUAUACACACCCUCAUGUGCUCCAUCCAUGUCAGGCUCGUCGACCCGGGAUGACGUUUAGCCACACUCUCCCCCUUCCCCUCUCCCCGGCCAGCAUCCCUACCCGGCUGUCGUUCAGUCACGUCGAUUCGUAGCCUAUUUGACCCCCAAGUGCCGCCCAGGACGGCUCUACUCCAGUGUUCGUACGAAUCGUAUCGUCCACCCAAGUCACUACAAAGCCGCCAAGCGGACAAGCCGUUUCAAAUGGCGAUCGACGCCGAUUUGCUUGGCGACAACCAGGGUCCCUCCAAUGCCACACCUCAAAUUAGAAGGGGGGGGGGAGUCCAGGCCGUGCACAAUACAUAUGGAGGUGACUAACAAAAACUGAAAGAAAAUAAAUAAAAACGCGCGAUGGUAAGGAGAUCGAAUGAGAUCAAAUUGCAACAACACCCAUCUGCCCCGUCGACGAUGCUACCAUCGCAGUGGCAUGGCGGUACCUUGCAGACGGCAAGCCAGCAAAAGGGGAACACCCCCCCGAGCGCGGGAAACCCGGUAACGGACUAUGAGUAGAUAUAUAUGUAUAUAUUAUAUAAAUGUUACGUGUAAUAUACAAGUAUGGAAUCUAUCUAUUCAUCUGAAUACUAC